AUGAAGUUCCUAAGCUCCCUCCUAGGCCUCGCUGGCCUCUGCGCCGCUCUCCCCCACAACACAAGGCAGAGCUGGCCUAACGGCCCUCUCGUCACCAACGGCGGCUGGGCGCAGGAUGCCUCUGGCAACAACGUCGUCUUUGCCGGAACCAACUGGCCCGGCCAUGGCGAGGUCAUGGUACCCGAAGGUCUGCAGUACCUUUCUGUUGAAGGUGUCGUGUCCAGAAUCAAGAGCCUGGGCAUGAACGCCAUCCGUUUGACUUUUGCCAUUGAGCUGGUCGACCAGAUCUACGCCAACGAUGGCAAGGACAUUGACCUCAAGACGGCAUUCGUCAAUGGACUCGGCGAGACCAACGGUACCGCAGUGCUUGCGCAGGUGUUGGCCAAGAACCCUUCCUUCACCGAGGAGACGACUCGUCUUCAGGAGCAGGUCUAUGAUGCCAUUGCCGAAGAGUGCGCCAAGCAGGAGAUCUACAUCCUUCUCGACAACCACAUGUCCAAGGGCAAGUGGUGCUGCUCCGGAAACGACGGUAACACUUGGUGGGGCGAUCGUGAAUUCGAUGCCGCCAACUGGGUGCGUGGACUGGCCUACAUGGCCGAGCACGGCAAGAAAUGGACCGCCCUCGUCGCCAUGUCCCUCCGUAACGAGCUCCGCCAGGCUACCGACAACCCCGAGCUCGUCGCCGCCUCGUACCACUGGCAAGACUGGUACAAGUACAUCCAGCAGGGCACCAACGCCGUCAACGCCGCGAACCCGGACGUGCUCAUCUACCUGUCGGGACUGAACUACGACACCACGGUCGCGCCCGUCUUCCGCGGCACCGCCCUGACUCCCGGCAAUGAGACGUUCAACCUAGCCGACUUUGAGGGAUACACCAACAAGCUCGUCCUCGAGAUCCACAACUACGAGGGCAGCAUCGGCAGCUGCAGCUCUUUGAAGUACAACUUGUACAACAGGGGUUUCCAGGCCGCGAACGCGAGCGACCCGGCUACGGUCAACGUCUUCCCCGUCGCGCUGACUGAGUUUGGCUUCAACAUGAACGAUGCCACCUGGAAGAACACAUACGCGUCGUGCUUGGCUGAAUACCUCCCCGAGUACAAGGCCAGUUGGUUCAUCUGGGUUGUGGUUGGAAGCUACUACACCCGCCAGGGAACUCAGAACUUUGACGAGGCCUGGGGUCUGUUCAACGUUGACUGGUCGGACUGGAGAAACAACGAGUACAUUGAGCAACAGCUCAAGCCCAUGGUUGCUGGCACGCUUGCUUAA
Messenger RNA from Colletotrichum truncatum, 1266 nucleotides. The record is from RefSeq and is a predicted model, not a curated record. Lineage: Eukaryota; Fungi; Ascomycota; Sordariomycetes; Glomerellales; Glomerellaceae.